This is a messenger RNA of Girardinichthys multiradiatus, 1631 nucleotides long. RefSeq lists its product as uncharacterized. The coding region runs from base 78 to 647 and encodes 189 amino acids. The transcript is spliced from 7 exons. NCBI's taxonomy places the organism in Eukaryota, Metazoa, Chordata, Actinopteri, Cyprinodontiformes, Goodeidae. The record is from RefSeq and is a predicted model, not a curated record.
UCAUUUCCUUGUCGAACUAAUGAGACUAAGCUGCAGAUUUCAGGUGUGAAUCGAGCAAAGGACGAAUAGAUAGGAGAAUGAGGAAGACAUUUAUUUGUGAUGAAUCAAUUAUCAUCACCAUCCCAAUCGGAAGCCUGAAGAAUAUUCAGGAGGGUCAGCUGAUGCCGGAGAACUUCCACUGUGUGUUCAGGGAUAACUUCAAGGUGUUUGCUGUCAGAGGAAAGCCGAAACCACUCGGGGCAGCCCAAGCAAUUGGUAGUAUGUUUCUUAUCACCCUUGGACUGAUUUCCUCAGGAUCAUUCACCAUCGCAUACUCUGUCAUAAGUGUUCUGUUUUUGAUCUCCGGCAUGGUGUCCUUUGCUGCAGGAAAAUGUUCAAACAUGCAUAUGGCCAAGCUGUCCUUCUCUAUGAACAUCAUCUGCUUCUUUAGUUCACUGGUGAUUUUUUCUCUCUGUGUGGCCGAUCUUAAUUCUUUAAGUUAUGAAUCAACUCCGAAGCAGUUAGCUAAUGGGAUUGUCGGCCUGAUCAUGACUCUGCUCGUCUUUGAAUGUAUGAUUUCGCUGUUCUUGAUCUACUGGUUGAGUAAAGCUGUGUGCAGAGAACAUUUCAACACCUUGCCCAUCAUAAUGCUGAAGCAGGGGGACUGAAUGAUAAACAAGGAGCAAAACCAGAAAUGAUCAACUCCUGUCUACGUUUUUGUUUCACAGACUUAAACUGCAGCUGGGUGUCAGAAAUUUGCUCUUUGCUGUUUUGCUCGAAAUACAAUCAAUGAAUCAAUGGAAAAGUAUAUAAUAUAAAUGGCUUUCUGUUUAUGUACAAUUUCUCGUUGUUUAACACAGGUAGGCUACUCAUGAUAGUAUUACAUUAGAAAAGGUUAUAUUCAGCUGCACCGACUGAUGUCAGGUGGCUUUGAAAUGACUUUACAGUUCCUUAAAGUCUUUUUCAAACUUUCCACAAAAAAAAACAACUCUGUACUUUUUCUAACCAAGGACAAAAUAUGUAGAAAGAAACCUCAGUUUGGAAAUGGGUUAUUUUCUGUUUUAGAACUAUAGGUAGGAAUCGAGGAAAGCCUUUUGCAAGCUGAACUGCAGUAGAAAAAAACAAUUUAAAUACUGUAAGUAUUAAAAACUGUGAAUGGUUGCUUGACCAUAUUGUGUUUGUAAAUCAUCUGGUCAAUUUUUCCAACUCACAAUUGUAUGUCGAUACUUUGUUAAUGUUUUGUCUUCUUUCUAAUCAAAAAAACCAAAACAAAAGGAACAUCAAAAUAUUUCAUGUAAAUGCAACAUUUUACCAAAUGUACCUUUUUAAAGAAAAAUACAUUGAAAAGAGAUGUUAUGUAUUUUUAUAUAAACAUAAGCUAAUUCAUGUUUUCAUUAUAUACAAAAUACUGAUUUUUACUCUGUGCUCAUGGUGUAAAAUACUGCUGAGCUAUAAUAAUGCAAAAUAAUAACACUUCUAAUUUGUUUAUGACACGCAAAACUUACAACAUCCUGCUUUCUAUGAGAGAAUAGCUUAGGCACACAUGGGAAAAUGCUUAGAGAUCAUUUAAUGUUUAUUAAAAAAAAAAAAAAAACUUCUGCAAAAUGUGUCAUAAUUUCUACAGAUGAUAAUUUGGGUUGGGGGUAUGCAAA